GUAGCUGGGAAUUAGUGGCGACACAUCCUCUUUGAGAAAAUUGACGUAUCUUAUGAAGAAGGCUUUAGAUUUUAGGCUUUCUCCAAUAAGUUUAUUUGUGUCCUUUUAUUUUUAUUCAUGCUCUUAUUGUGGGAAAGAUUUAGUUUGUCACCCUGUAUGUGUUUAGUGUUAGUGAUGUAUAUCUAUUGCCAAAUAGUUUACUGAAAUCAUCUGCAAGAAAGAAAGAAAGAAAGAAAGAAAGAAAGAAAGGAAAACCUCACAUCAUGCUUUUUGUUGGAAGUUUGACCUUUACUUGGACGAGCAGUGUCUUUAAGGGUUUUCUUCGUGAAUUAUGAUGUUAUUGCAAUUUUUGUUGCAUUUGAUUUUGGUCAUCUAAUGGUUUAUCGAUGUCGACUGUAGUUCUUGAAGAUGAAACUCAUUUAAAUUAUCUUUAUGGGCAUUCCCUGUUAUUUCUGGAGUGGUUUGUGGUGACUAUGAGGUCAUUGGAUUCAUGCAAGGAAGUUCAUAUGUAAUAUCAUCCAUCAAGAAUUCUUGAGGGCUAUGUAAAGACGGAAAUCUGAGAGCUUUAAAAAUUUCAAAUAUAGUGUUAAAUAUCUUUUGACAAAACCUACUCUUGACACUGCUAGGAAAGCCAUACAAGUACUAUGCAUUGACAAACACUAAAAGGGUUGUUUAAGUAUUUUCUUACUUCAGGAAUUUGGGAGAGUGUUUGUUAGAAAUGGGAGAUCCUUUAGAGAGAUUGGGGUCUGAAGCAGCGGCAGGACUAGAGUCAUGCAUGAAGGAGGAAUUAAGCAUGGACAUUGAUCCUCCAUUUAGGCAGAAUGUUGCGACGGCCGAGGAUUGGAGGAAAGCUUUGCACAAGGUCGUUCCAGCAGUUGUUGUGCUCAGGACUACUGCACCUCGUGCAUUUGACACUGAGGCUGCCGGUGCAAGCUAUGCGACUGGAUUUGUUGUUGACAAGUCUCGUGGGAUAAUUCUCACUAACCGCCAUGUUGUUAAGCCUGGGCCUGUAGUUGCAGAAGCUAUGUUUGUCAACAGGGAAGAGAUUCCUGUACACCCAAUUUAUCGUGAUCCUGUGCAUGACUUUGGCUUCUUCCGUUAUGACCCUGGAGCGAUACAAUUCCUGAACUACGAGGAGAUCCCUCUUGAUCCUGAAGCUGCAGCUGUUGGACUGGAGAUUCGGGUUGUGGGUAAUGACAGUGGUGAAAAGGUUUCGAUUUUGGCUGGGACCCUUGCUCGUUUGGACAGAGAUGCUCCUCAUUAUAAAAAGGAUGGGUAUAAUGACUUCAAUACAUUCUACAUGCAGGCAGCGUCUGGAACUAAAGGGGGUUCAAGUGGAUCACCGGUUAUUAAUUGGCAGGGAAGAGCAGUUGCCUUGAAUGCUGGAAGCAAGUCUUCAAGUGCUUCUGCAUUUUUUCUUCCAUUAGAAAGAGUUGUGAGGGCCCUAACGUAUUUGCAGAAGAACAAGGAUGCUAAUGGAAAUGUUUGGGAAGCCACAACUAUUCCUCGUGGUACCCUUCAGAUGACUCUACUGCACAAAGGAUUUGAUGAGACUCGACGAUUGGGACUUAAAAGCCAAACUGAGCAGAUUGUCAGACAGGCAUCACCGAUUGGUGAGACUGGAAUGCUUGUUGUUGAUUCUGUGGUUCCUGGUGGGCCUGCACAUAAGCACUUGGAGCCAGGGGAUGUGCUUGUUCGAGUGAAUGGGGAGGUCAUCACACAGUUUCUGGUACUCGAGAAAUUGCUGGAUGAUAAUGUUGAGCAAACAAUUGAGUUACAGAUUGAAAGAGGUGGAUCUCCAAUGACAGUGAAAUUGACAGUUCAGGAUUUGCAUUCUAUUACGCCUGAUUAUUUCUUGGAAAUCAGUGGUGCAGUGAUUCAACCUCUCUCCUAUCAGCAGGCCAGAAACUUCCGUUUCAACUGUGGCUUGGUAUAUGUUGCGGAGCCUGGGUACAUGCUCUCCAGAGCUGGAGUUCCUCGCCAUGCUAUAAUAAAGAAGUUUGUAGGAGAAGAUAUAGCUAAAGUCGAUGAACUUCUAGCUGUGUUAUCCAAAUUAUCCAGAGGUGCUAGGGUUCCUUUAGAGUACGUGAGCCAUGUGGAUCGUCAUAGAAACAAGUCAGUUCUGGUAACUGUUGACCGUCAUGAAUGGUAUGCUCCAGCGCAGAUAUACACUCGAAAUGAUAGUACUGGUUUGUGGAUGCCGAGGCCUGCAAUACCCUCACAGCCACUAUGUAACCCUGCUACUGUCAGUUAUGAUGAAAAAGAAGUAAUGUGUAGGACAAUAGCAUCAACUGGUGGAGAAUCUGGUAUUCUUGAAACCAGAACCUCAUGUACAGAGAUGGAGGGAAUGAAUGGAAAUGGUAGAAUACAAACUAGUGGUGAAAGUAGUCCCAGUACACCCUUAUUUCAAGAAGAAUCAAAUGACCCCAAAAGGGGGGAUACAAAGAGGAGAAGAAUGCAGGAGCAAUUAGCAGACCAAGGGAUGUUAUCAGACUCUAUACACGAGCCAAGAGAAGAAAUCUUAGAAGAUGCCCAGAACUUGGAUAAUACUGAGCCUAUGGAUGAUUGGGGUGGAACUGCAGCUAAUGCUUCAAAGGCCGAACAAGUAAUAGAAGCCACUCUAGUAAUGUUUGAGGUGCAUGUACCACCGUCAUGCAUGCUUGAUGGUGUGCACUCACAACAUUUUUUCGGAACAGGAGUUAUCGUCUAUCAUUCACAAAGCAUGGGUUUGGCUGCUGUUGACAAAAAUACUGUAGCUGUAUCUGUUUCUGAUGUAAUGCUUUCAUUUGCUGCAUUUCCAAUGGAAAUUCCUGGGGAGGUUGUUUUUCUCCACCCAGUGCAUAAUUAUGCUCUGGUUGCCUAUGAUCCUUCUGCUUUAGGAACAGCAGGUGCUGCCGUUGUUUGCGCAGCUGAACUUCUUCCUGAGCCUACCUUGCGACGAGGAGAUUCUGUCUACCUUAUUGGGUUAAGUAGAAAUCUCCAAGCAACAUCGAGGAAAUCUACUGUGACUAACCCUUGUGCUGCCUUAAAUAUCGGCUCAGCUGAUUGCCCACGAUAUAGAGCAACCAACAUGGAAGUUAUAGAGCUUGACACUGAUUUUGGAAGUACAUUUUCCGGUGUGCUGACAGAUGAGAAUGGUAGGGUCCAGGCACUGUGGGCCAGUUUUUCUACACAGUUGAAAUAUGGCUGCAAUUCCUCUGAAGAUCAUCAAUUUGUUCGGGGGAUCCCAAUCUAUGCUAUCAGUGAGGUCCUUGAUAAGAUCAUCUGUGGGGUCAAGGGACCACCGCUGCUCAUAAAUGGCAGAAAAAUGCCAAUGCCACUCGCCAGAAUUCUGGAGGUUGAACUGUAUCCGACUUUGCUUUCUAAGGCAAGGAGUUUUGGCUUGAGUGAUGAAUGGGUCCGGGCUCUUGCCAAAAAAGAUACCAUAAGAAGGCAAGUCUUACGAGUGAAAGGUUGUUUGGCAGGAUCUAAAGCCGAGAACCUUUUAGAACAAGGUGACAUGCUGCUGGCAAUUAAGAAGGAACCAAUCACCUGUUUUCGUGAUAUUGAAUAUGCAUGUCAGGAGUUGGAUAAAUUUGAGGACAGUGAAGGCAAACUAAACCUAACAAUAUUUAGGCAGGGCUUGGAAAUUGAGCUUUCUGUGGGCACAGAUAUUAGAGAUGGCAAUGGCACAAACCGCAUGGUGAAUUGGUGUGGAUGUAUCGUUCAAGAUCCUCAUUCGGCUGUCCGUGCAUUAGGGUUUCUUCCUGAAGAAGGGCAUGGUGUUUAUGUGGCAAGGUGGUGUCAUGGAAGCCCAGUGCAUAGAUAUGGACUUUACGCGCUGCAAUGGAUUGUUGAGGUGAAUGGGAAUCCAACUCCUGACCUCCAAACCUUCGUGGAUGUGACCAAGGGAUUGGAGCAUGGAGACUUUGUUAGGGUACGGACUGUCCACUUGAAUGGGAAGCCACGUGUGUUGACUCUGAAGCAAGACUUGCAUUACUGGCCCACUUGGGAGAUACGAUUUGAUCCAGAGACAGCCACCUGGCGCCGCCAAACAAUCAAAGGCUUAGAUUGCAACGUCGCCUGAUUUGGACCACGCAUUCAAUACAUCCAUACCAAAGCUUCCCUCACCUCAGGAAUCCAAGGAUGUAACAGUUAUUGGUCGACCAACUUUGAUACCCUUAGUGCUAACCAAGAGCCUCUAGUUCAACCUUGGUCCUUCGGAAUCAAGGUGUACAAGUAAUUUGGCAUAUGGGACGAAGCCCGAUAGGAUUGUUAAGUGUUGACAACCAGCACCUUGAAAAAGGCCCGAGUCCCCCCCUAUGUUUUUUUUUUUUUCAACGACGAUUAUGAUGAUAUAAUUGAGUCAAAAGAAUACCCUAAUUAAUUAAACCCCAUCAUUAAAAUAAAGGAACUUGGAGGACCAAAAUUUGAGCGAGAAAGCUUAUUGCAUUGCCAUCAA
Messenger RNA from Amborella trichopoda, 4441 nucleotides. The record is from RefSeq and is a predicted model, not a curated record. NCBI's taxonomy places the organism in Eukaryota, Viridiplantae, Streptophyta, Magnoliopsida, Amborellales, Amborellaceae.